This is a messenger RNA of Rotaria socialis, 3645 nucleotides long. The record is from the annotation of a GenBank genome assembly. Lineage: Eukaryota; Metazoa; Rotifera; Eurotatoria; Philodinida; Philodinidae.
AUGAUAUUUGGUCGUCGCCAUCCAGAUAAAUUAAGUGAUGGAGCAUCAACGCCACUUCAACUUGUUCGUUUACAAAUUGAACAAAAAGUCGAUGGAAACUUUCCGUUUAUUCAUCAAAUAUCUACGACAAUGACAUUUAAGAAUACACAUCAUAUAAUUGUAGAAGGUGCUUUCGAAUUUACUUUACCAGAAAAAGCAACUAUUUGUGGUUACGGUCUUGAUAUUGAUAAUGUUAUUGUCGAUGGAGUAGUCGUUGAAAAACAAGCUGCUCGUAUCAUGUUUGAAAAAGAAGUACGGAAACGAGUUGAUCCCGGCUUUGUUGAAUUAGUUACAGGAAAUUUAUUUCGUACACGAGUUUAUCCAAUCGCACCACAACAGACACGUACUGUUCGUGUUAUAUAUCAAGAUCAAGCCAUCACACACAAUAAUGGCUUUCUUUAUCAGAUACCGGUUCAAUUUCAAACGCGGCUUGAAAGUUUGGAUGUUGUUCUUACAUGUUAUGGUCAAGGAACAGUCAUACCGAGUUUCGUAACUAAUUCUAAUGGAACGAAAAUUAACUAUCCACAAUUUGUCAGUCAUAACGAUGGAAAAUAUACUGCUGAAUUACAUUUAACUACUGUUGAACCAUCUGCUGAAAGUGAACAAAUACUUUCCUAUAUAUUACCUGAUUCUCUUAAACCAGUGAUGAGUACGGUCGAAAAAGACGCGUCUAUUGGUGCAUAUUUUGCAAUAAGUUGUGCUUUACCAACACCAAAUCAACUAAGAACUGAUCAACUUGAUAUUCCGUCGAAGAGAAUUUGUAUUCUAUGGGAUGCAAGUUUAAGUCGUUCGAACUCAAAAGAAAAUCGAACAUUAGAAUUGGAUGCAUUAAAAAAAAUCUUUGAUACAUGGUUAACACGUUUUAAUAAAAUUGAAAUAAUUAUUAUUAUAUUUCGAAAUGAUAUGAAUGAACCAAUAAUAUUUCAGCUUCUGUCUCAUAAUUGGAAUGAUUUUAUGCAAAAUUUUCAAGAUAUACCAUAUGAUGGUGCAACAAAUCUAUCACAAUUAUCGUCGAUUCAUUUCAUACAACCAAUCAAUUAUUAUUUUAUUUUCAGUGAUUGUAUAUCAACAUUAACUAAUGAUUCCACGACAGAAAAUUUAUAUUCAAAUUUUAAAGCACCAAUAUGGAUAUUCAAUGGUAAUCAUCUGCAUGAACCAUUCGAUUUUGAUUUCAUGCGUUAUUUAACUCAAUGCAAUGGAAACGGCGGAGGCUAUCUAAAUCGUGAAAAAUUAGAAUUAACAUCAAAUAAUUUAACAAACAUCAUUGAAACGAUUCAAAUUCAAUAUAUGAAACUUCAUUCAAAUUCAAAUGUACAACAGAUAUAUCCAAGUAAUGCCACAUCGCUUCCAUUGAAUUUAGAUCGAUUUCUUCUAGUGGGACAAAUUCCACUGCCACUACCGAAUGCAAUUCAAUUUGAACUCGAAUUUUCAAUGAAUAAUCAAACAUCUCGUUUACCGAUUUCACUUGAUCUAUCAUUAAUUCAAUCGGAUUCUAUUGGUUUAAUACGGCGUUUAUGGGCGCAAGAAAAAUUAAAUGAAUUAAAUGCAUUUAAAGAUAAAUAUAAAUCCGAUAUAUUAUCACUUGGAUUAGAAUAUUCAUUAGUGAGUCAAUUUACAUCCUUGUUAGUGCUUGAAACACUUCAGCAACAUCUUCAAUAUCGCGUAUGUCCAGCUAAAUCACGCACUUUACUUUACAAUCAAUAUUUACAAUAUCAAACAGUAGCACAAAAUAAAAAAGCAAAUAAUAUAUCUCAAGUAAUACAAAAAUGGAAUCAAACAUGUCAAUGGUACGAUAAAGUUAUUACUGAUGUGGAUCGUCAUCGAGCUUAUUUAUCAAAAUCAACACCAGUGAACACAUUCACAAUAUUAUCUUCGCCUAAUGUCUUUGGAUCGGUCACACCUCACUCUUUUUCUUUCGGUUCAGCGAGUACUUCAACCACAAUCCCCUCCUCUUUUUCAAACCCGGCCCGUCCAUUGUUUAGUUUUGGUGGUCAAACAAGUAUUGCAACUAGUAGUGCAUCAUCCGGUUUUGGUUCAAAUGCUCCUUUCUCGGCUCAUACUUCAUCCAGUAUGCCAAUCUUUGGUGCUUCUACUUCAUCAAAACAAUUAAUUACUUCAAAAAAUCUAUCAAACGCAUCUUCAUCAUCUUCAUCGGAAGAAACAUCUGCAAUCAUCUUUAAUGAAUAUAAUCCUCAAGCACCAUAUAUAACACGAAUAUCUUCGUCAAGUAAUGUAACAAAUGCAUAUUCAAUUUAUCUUAGUGAACGAACACUCAACCGUCAAUCACCAUCAUUUUAUUUUGAUAUUGCAUCGCACUUUUUUUCACCAAAAUCUUCCUCAUCGAUAUUAGAUAAAUUUAAUCAAAAACAAGAAAACGUUACAAUAGUAGAUAGGACAUCCAUCGAAUAUGGUUUACGUAUAUUAACAAAUAUUCUAGAAUUAGAAUUGGAAGCACCACAAUUAUAUCGAACUGUUGCCUAUAAAUUAAUGGAAUUAAAACAAUGGAGUCUUGCUUUAAGUAUUUUUCAAAAAGUUUAUUCUCUACGUUCUGACGAACCACAAUCAUUACGUGAUUUAGCUCUCGUACUUAUUGAACUUGGUCAAUAUGAUCAAGCAUUGGAAUAUUUCAAGCAGGUUCUCACUAGCUUAUGGGAUGAAAGAUUUCGAACUAUUCAAACAAUUACUGUACUUGAUUUAAAUCGGCUUUUAGUUUUAAUGAAUAAAACAAAGCCUGCAAUUGAUCAUCAACUCAUACGUCAUUUGCCACUUGAUAUUCGAAUUGUUGUUCAAUGGGAUACAGCUGAUACCGUUAUUAGACUUUCAAUUCAAGAACCAACUGGUCAAAUAUGUAACAGUACUGAUUCAUUUCAGACAGAUAUUGGCGGAUACAUCACGCCAUCAUUUGGUCAAUCUAAUCAACCCAUUGAAUAUUUACUUCGUAAAGCCGUCAAUGGAAUAUAUUCAAUCAGUUUAACAUAUAUAAGCAAUGCUCAACAUACAAUCGUAGGUGUUACUACAGCUUUAGUUUACGUGUAUAAAUAUUUUGGUUCGAUUAAUGAAGAAAAACAAAUUCAUACCGUACGAUUGACUAAUUAUAAUCAAACGAUUGAUGUUGCUCAAAUUGAAGUUGGCGAUUCGAAUUUAGAAACACUUAAAAAUGAAUUAGAAAAAAGUAAAAAUGAAUGUUGUCGUCUUCAAAAUCAAAUAAUUACUGGCAAACAACAAACACAAUCUUUAAUUCAACAUACAAAUGUAAGAUGCGAUGGAUGUUCAAUGUCACCAAUUGUUGGUGAUAGGUAUAAAUGUAUAUUUUGUCCAAAUUUAGAUUUCUGCCAUGAUUGCCAAUCAUUGGCAAAUUCUACACAUGAUGCAAAACAUCCAUUACUUUGUAUUCAUGAUUCAAGUGUAUUUGCAUCAUCCAUUUAUAUUCAGAACAUUGGUGAACUAAUUCAUUCAAAUAACACUUGCACGACAUGUUCGGUUUCGCCUAUAGUUGGUAUACGUUAUCAAUGCAUAAAAUGUAACAUUAAUUUAUGUGGAAAAUGUGAAUUUCUUUGUUUACAUGAUGUGUCACAUGUACGAUUGAAAAUUAUACAACCUCAAUAA